AGCUAGGAGGAGGGGUCAAUGCUUUGCACGGCUUGAGUCACAAAACCAACCCGAAAAUUUGCAGGUUCGAGUCGAGGUUGGACACCAAGCAGACAUGUUUUUCGACGGAGAAGAAGGAGAAGGGGAUUUCGGACCACCACCUGGAAAGUCCAAGUUGAGUUCCCUGUUUGGUAUGGACCGAGCGAACAACCAGGGUGGAAACGAGUCUCUGACGUACACUGCGCCCAAACAGCCCAAGAAAGGAUCUAAAGGAUCAACAUCAAGGGAGGGAGCGGCCUCAUCAUCCCCUUCAACAGCCGGUCAGUCAGCAUUAUUACUUGCAGUUGCUGUGCAUGCGUACAGAUUUUCCAAUGGAACAUACAUCAAACAUGGCAAGCUUGGGGCUGCUAUCUUGGGUAACCACACAGCCAAUGACUACAAAGUCUUACUUUACAUCAGCAAACAGCAACAGGUGACACAUGCAAGAAUUACUCCCCAUUUUGUCUUCACAACGCAAGCCAACAACUAUGCUACAUUCUACGACGAGCAGAGACAGAACUGGUCCAUCAUGUUUGAGUCAGAGCAGAACGCAGAAGAUUUUGCAAAGCAGGUGGGAUUAGCCAAGCUGAAUGCUUCAGGGGGGAUUACGCGGGGCGUUAUCCAGCAAGACCUAACAAUCGGUGCUGGCGACCCCGUCAGCGAAGGGGAUUCAGUGGAGGUGAAAUACACAGGCUGGCUGUACCACAACAGGACGUUUGGAAGUGUGUUUGACAGCAAUGCGAGUGUGGACAAGGCCUUCCGCUUUAAAAUCGGCAGAGGAAAAGUUAUAAAGGGCUGGGAAGAAGGGGUGAUCUCGAUGAAGAAAGGUGGGCGCCGGUUGCUACUCAUUCCUCCAUCGCUAGCCUAUGGAAAGAAGGGACUAGGUUCUCGGAUACCGGCCAACUCUACGCUCAUAUUCGAUGUUGAAAUUAAAAAGGUUAAAGUCACUAAAGACAAGGAUGAGACGGGCUCAGUGUCUUCCGAUGCCAUGGAGGCGGGAUCAUUACUUGCUAAUGAUACCCAUCGUGCCGCCUCACCAAGGGUGGAUGCUGGUAUGAGCAGCAGUGAUGAAACAGUUAAGACAAGGUCUGCAUCUCUCACUGAUCAGAUGUCGUCGAGUCCAGCCAGCAGUAGUAAAGCCAAACUGAUCUCUAGAAUGGCCAAGAUGGGACAGCCUAUGCUGCCGCUACAAGGAGCUGCCAUAGCUGCAGAUAGCACCGACGAGUCAGAGGUGGAUGAGAAUAGUGCCUCAGACACGGGUUAUCCGUCCCUUCCGGCACACCCACAUCCACGCAGUAAACCCAUCAAGACGGCACGCAAGCCGCCGGCUACCAGCGCUAAGCCUGACCAGCAGUUGCCGAUGGCUGGUGACCCGAUGAUGCAGCAACAGCCUGGUAUGCAGAUGCCUAUGCAGAACAACACAGCUGGUAUCCCGCAAGCCUCACAGGGCUUGACACACACGGUGGCCGUCUACCAGCCUCAGAUGCAGCCCCAACAGCAGCCCUUCCAGACUCAACCCCAGGUGCAGCAACAAACCAUGGGCAUGCAGGGAAUGGGACAGCAACAAGCAUUCCAAUCUACGACCUUCCAUGGGACGACACAGCAAUAUCCAUUCCAGCAGCAAUACCAGCAGCAGCCAGCCGAUCCCAACAUCCUACUCCAGCAACAGGCUGCAGCAGCAGUCGCAGCGCAGCAGAAUCUCCAGCAACAGCAGCAAUUUGGUGGUGCCCGAUACCCAGUCACUAGCCAGGCCCUCAUACAGCCGGUUAUAUCCGAGUUGCCGUUGCUGCUAUCGGAGUCAAGACAACACCACACGGAUCUCAAGCUCGUUGUGGAUGUGGUGUCAGGGAAGAUCGACACCUUAGCAAAUAGGGUGGAGAAGCUAAACUUCCAGACAACGGGGGCGUCCGUCCCGUCCAACGUACCCAACCUAGAAGCUAACAUCCUGAUGCAGAACAUCUCCCGCAUCGUUCAGGAGAACGAGCGACUCAAGAAGGAGGUCCUGGAGAAAGGAAGCAAGAUCGAGACGCAGAAUGACAAGAUUGCUGAGCUCAUCCAGAGGAAUCAAAUCCCACGGAAAAAUGAGUUUGCAGACGAUGACGUUUGUGACAUAUGGCUUGAUGGACUACGGUUUGUGGAGCAAAGCAACACGUUAAUGGAGAAAAGGAAUGACUCAUUCAAACAAACCACAGUUCAAUCUCAAGCAAGGGUCUUAGAACUGGAACAAGAAAAGGUUCAGUUGGCGACAGAUUACAGUAAUGCUACGGCUAAGAUAAGUUCUCUACAGUUGGAGUUAACAGCUGUACAGCAACGAGAGAUGCAGCUGAAGACGCAACUCAACACCGGGAUGAACACCAACCAAGAACAUCUGUCGGAGAUGGAGGCCAUGAGAGCAAAACAACAAGAAUCCGACUGGAAGAUCACAGAGUUAUCGCGGAAUCUUAAAGAUGAGAAGCAGGAGAAGAAACAGUUGAGCAACCGUCUCGUUGUCAUGGAAGAGGAACUCACCGAUGCCAAGAUGGAAAAAGACACCAUUGAUAAGAAUUUUUCGGAGAGGAAAAGGAAAGCAACGAUGGAGAAGCAGAGACUUGAUCAGGAGAUGGAGGAACUCAAGAAGCAAUAUGAGAAAACAAUUGCUUCUCAAAUAAAGGAGGAAAUCAACAGCCUACAGAACAAACUGAGAUUACAGAAGACUUCCAAAGAUGUGGUUACUGCAGAACAGGUCGCUCAAGUUGAACGUGAUCUGGAGCUGCAAUGGCGGGAGAGAUCGGAACGGCUUCUCACCCAGUCCACCGAGAAACACGAGAGGAUGAUCAGUGAGCUCCACGAGGAGAAAGAAAUACUGGCCAAGAAACUUGCCCAGACAGAACAGAAGAUGAUUGCUUUGAGGUCGGGUCAAGGUGACGUCCGGGAAGAAGCAGAAAAACUGAAAGAACAACUCUCCGAUAUGAGUGGCUGGAAAGAAAAGUAUGAUGGUCUACACUCCGGUGCUGUCAGCAUGAAGGAGCGAUAUGAGGAACGCAUUAAGGAAAUGAUUAAAGAUAAGGAGACGAGAGAUGGAGCAGCUUCUCAGAGCAACAUCAUUGAUGAGGUCAAAAAGAUAAUGAACAGUGUAUACCACACAUUGCGAAGUGAGUUUGAGCUUAGCGGAACGUACAAGGGAGGCGAAAUACUCAACACUAUUAUGAACACAAUAAAGCUCGUCACACUUCAACUGGUAAAGAGGUCUUCAGGAGGAAGUGCUGGGGAAGAGGAGGACAGUGAAGAAGAAGAAGAAGAAGAUGAAGAUGAUGAAGAAGAAGAUGAUGAAGAAGAUGAUGAGGAGGAGGCAGAAGAAGAUGAGGAGGAAGUUGAAGAAGAGCUGCCACCAGUUCAAAUAGUUGAAGAAUCGGUCUUACAAAGCAGUGCCCCAGUCCAAGAGGAUGCACCACAAACUUCAGCCCCGCCUACUGCCCCACCCACUGCCCCGCCCACUGCCCCACCCCAGGCCCCACCACAGGCUGAGGAAGACAUACCUGAUCUGCCUGACAUCCCUGACGAGAAACUCCCAAGUGAAGAAGAGAGUGACCAAGAACAGGAGGAUGAAGGGAACCAGGAAGCAGGUGACCAGGAGGUUCCUCGAUCUGAGCCGCCGUCGAUCGUUGAGCAGCCAGAAGAAGAAGAUAAUGUUGAGCUUCCAGAGCUUCCUCCAGAGUUGCCGGCUGAGGAAGUUUCGGAGGAGGAGAAAGAGGAGGCGAGGGAAGAAGAGGUACGGGAUAACAAGAUGAAUGAGAUGAGAGCUGAGGAAGAAACAGUACCAGAUGAGGUCCCCAAUUUGCCUGCCCAGGAUGACAUUGAUGAUCUGCCAGACUUCAGUCCAGAGGGGGACAUGCCGGAGGAUGACACAGCCACAGAGGCCGCACCCCCAGUCAUGUCACCCCCACCGUUCCUGCCUGAUUUACCCCCCGAGUUGCCGCCCGAUGACAUGGAACCAAGGACAAAAAGCGCCACGGACGAUAUCUUUGGAGAUGAUGAUGACGAUGAUGAAUUCUUCUCCACUCCUCCAACCAAGAGAAAAGACGUCUUCUCCAGACCAAUCGUCAAAGACUCCCCCUCAUCCAAAGAAUCGGAUAAUGACGAUUCUCUCAAACCGAACCAGCCUCCCCCGUUGUUUGGAUCGGAAGAGGAUGAUGACGGCGACCUGGACUGGUUGAGUAAUAAGUAGUGACGGGUUCUAAUCUACCCAGCGAAAUUACCAGGUUGAUCUAGUAGUGAUGGGUUCGAAUCCACCCAGUGAAAUUACCACAUUGAUCUUGUAGUGGCUGGUUCAAGUCCAUCUAGUGAACAAAUCUAAGUUGAUCUUCAAGUGCUUUUCGACAGGAUAAAUACUAUGACCGUUUGACUUUGACUGGUUGAGUAAUAAGUAGUGACGGGUUCGAAUCUACCCAGUGAAAUUACAACGUUGAACUAGUAGAGGCUGGUUCGACUCCAUCCAAUGACAAUACCCACGUUGAUCUUCAAGUGCCGUUCGACAAGAUAAAUACUAUGAACAUUGAAUCUUGGACUGGGUGUCUAUUUAGUAGUGACCGGUUCGCAUCCAACCAGUGAAAAUACCAAGUGCCGUUCGACAGGAUAAAUACUAACAUUGGACAUUUGUUACUACUUUUUUUUGUAAUUUUUUUAAAGAUGAGGUCGCUUCAUUUUGAUAUGGCUGGCUCAUAACAUAGGAUUUUAAAAUUAUGUUUUUUCUAUGGACAAUCCCUCCCUCCCCCCAACAAGAUCACUUCCUUUAUGGCCAAUGCUUUGUUUUGUUUUUGUAUUCACAACUGUUAUUUUUUGUAUUGACAACUGUUGUUUUUUGUAUUGACAACU
This is a messenger RNA of Asterias rubens (European starfish), 4869 nucleotides long. Its product is annotated as FK506-binding protein 15-like. Gene Ontology annotation, molecular function: peptidyl-prolyl cis-trans isomerase activity. Bases 95 to 4222 code for a protein of 1375 amino acids. The record is from RefSeq and is a predicted model, not a curated record. The transcript has 33 exons. Lineage: Eukaryota; Metazoa; Echinodermata; Asteroidea; Forcipulatida; Asteriidae.